AUGGGCUCACCGCCAUCGUUGACCGAUGAGGAGGAUAAGGACGACAUUUCGAUGUCAUUUCCAGAUGAAGAGAAGGAUGAUUUGUGGAAGGAGAGAAACCCCUUUCUGCGUCCCGCGGACCAUGGCUCCCAUGCCUGGUUAUUCCUGGCCGCUUCGUUCAUGAUAGAAGGGUUGGCGCUGGGUAAGAACCCGAGCAAGUUUUGUGUUUGCCACAAAGACGUCGCUGAUCAAACCAUGAAGGGUUCCCCGGUGCCUAUGGAGUUUUCCAAGAGUACUACAGUACACACGAGCCUUUCAAGGACACCGCAGGUCUUCCCGCGGUGGCCACCUGUGCCAUGGCAAGUGAAAUAUCUUCCCAACGGGGGUUGCGUAUCGUUCGACGUGCUGACAGUGGUCCAGGGCAUCAUGUACCUGGGGAUGCCUAUCACGAUGGGAGUCCAGCGACUAUACCCUCGGUUGAGUAUUUGGUCACCCUUGGCAGGGGUGCUCAUCAUGUGCACCUCGCUGGUUGCUGCCUCGUUCUCGACCAGUGUUCCUCAUCUAGUCUUGACCCAGGGCCUGUUAUUCGCCAUCGGCAGCUCCCUAUCGUAUUGUCCUUGCAUCGCGUACCUGAACGAGUGGUUUGACAAGCGCAAGGGCAUGGCCUACGGCAUCAUGUGGGCUGGCACCGGACUCUCGGGCUCGAUACUCCCGUUCCUGCUGGAAUACCUGCUGGGAAGGUUUGGCUUCGAGACGACGCUUCGUUUCUGCGCAGUUGGUCUUCUGCCCCUCACCCUGCCUCUGGUGUACUUCAUCAAGCCCCGGAUCCCGCCUCAGCUUGUGAAGAAGCACCUCAAUCCCUUCAACUUCCGAUUUGCCUUCAGCCAAACGUUCGUGCUACAUAUGCUGGCAAAUAUCGUUCAGGCGUUGGGAUUCUUUCUCCCCAGCAUAUACCUACCAACGUAUGCUCGGGGCGUGCUUGGCUCUGGAGAGUUUCCCGCUGCAGCCACCGUCCUACUGCUCAACCUCGCGUCGACGGUCGGAUGUCCAGGCAUGGGAUGGCUGUCUGAUAACCUGCACGUCGCAAAUUGCCUGUUUAUCGCGACAGCCGGGGCUUCCCUGGCCACCUUUCUCAUAUGGGGCUUCACAACGUCCAUUGCGCUGCUGCUGACGUACUGCGGCUUCUACGGCCUCUUCGCAGGGUCCUACACAUCUGCCUGGACAGGGCUAAUGCGCCAAGUCACGACAGAAAAGAGCACCACCUCCAAAGAGACCGAUCCCGUCAUGGUCAUGGCGGUACUUGCGGCCGGCAGAGGCAUCGGAAGCGUCCUGUCAGGGCCUCUAAGUCAGGCUCUUGUUGACCACACGCUGUGGAAAGGAGAGGCGUAUGCGGCCUACGGCACCGGCUACGGACCCUUGAUCGUCUUCACUGGAGUCACGGCAGCUGCGGCUGGAGUGGUGCUUCCAUGGAGGUACAUGGGAUGGAUUCGGUGA
Metarhizium album ARSEF 1941 is the source of this 1473-nucleotide messenger RNA. Its product is annotated as MFS monocarboxylate transporter. Gene Ontology annotation, molecular function: transmembrane transporter activity. Bases 1 to 1473 code for a protein of 490 amino acids. Gene Ontology annotation, cellular component: fungal-type vacuole membrane. Gene Ontology annotation, biological process: transmembrane transport. Lineage: Eukaryota; Fungi; Ascomycota; Sordariomycetes; Hypocreales; Clavicipitaceae. The record is from RefSeq and is a predicted model, not a curated record. The transcript has a single exon.